Zingiber officinale is the source of this 531-nucleotide messenger RNA. RefSeq names its product protein TIFY 5A-like. Gene Ontology annotation, cellular component: nucleus. Gene Ontology annotation, biological process: regulation of defense response; response to wounding; regulation of jasmonic acid mediated signaling pathway. Lineage: Eukaryota; Viridiplantae; Streptophyta; Magnoliopsida; Zingiberales; Zingiberaceae. Bases 10 to 519 code for a protein of 169 amino acids. The transcript has 2 exons. The record is from RefSeq and is a predicted model, not a curated record.
AGAAGAGAGAUGAUGGGAACGAGGUACGACCCUGAACUCUGGCUUUCCAUCGGCGGCGAGGCCGUCGCCAGCGCCGCCCGCAACCGGAGACUGCGCAGGGCGGAGUCACCGUUAAGAUACUCAACAGCUUAUCGGCAGCAGCAGCUACAACAUAAGCAGCAGAUGACGAUCUUCUACAACGGCCAGGUAUGCGUGUGUGACGCCACGGAGAUGCAAGCGAGAGCAAUCAUAGGAAUGGCGGAGAAGGAGACGGAAGCGAUGAUUGGAAAGAAAAGACGAAUGAACAAACAUGAUCGGCAGCAACAGCAGGAAGCCAUGGCGGAGUCUACUACAGCUCUUCCUCUGCCUCUGCCUCCCUCUCCGUCUCCUGAAAGCUUGCUGCAGGUUCUGAACCCAGAUCUGUCGAUGAGGCAGUCGCUGCAGCGGUUUUUGGAGAAGAGAAAGGGUAGGAUUAGUGAAGUAACUCCCUACGAACAGACGCCUAAAUUGUUGUUCCCACUUAAACCUCAGCAUGCAUGAUAAGUGCAUCUG